AUGGCGAGGAUGCACUGGGACAAGGACCUUGUUCCACUAUGUGCACUGAUUGCUGCGGAGUGCAUAAAUGUUGGUGCUGCCAUUCUGUUUAAAGCAGCCACUCUCAAUGGCGUGAAUUACUACGUCUACACCCUCUAUGCUUCUGCAAUUUCCGCUCUUGUUCUUCUUCUUCCUCUGCCCUUUGUUCUCCGUCGGUCAACUGGGCUUCCUUCAUUCAAGUCGUCUCUGCUUUUCAGAAUUUUCCUCCUGGGACUGAUCAGCCUUGGAACUCGGCUUUGCGGAGCCAAAGCCAUUGAAUACAGUUCACCUACUCUGGCUGCCGCCAUGAGCAACCUGGUUCCCGCUUUUACCUUCAUACUUGCCGUCUUCUUCAGGAUGGAAAAGGCAGAGUUAAGGAGUUCAAGCACUCGGGCGAAAAUCAUAGGUACAGUAGCAUCAAUUUCUGGUGCACUCGUAGUUGUUCUCUUCAGGGGUCCUGCACUCAAGUCAGCAUCUCCUCCAACAAAUUAUCCACGGGAUUCAUCAUCAACACAAACGAAAUGGCUUCUCGGUGGCUUCCUCCUUCUUGUUCAGUGUCUUCUAGCUCCAAUCUGGUACAUUGUGCAGACCCAAGUUAUAAAAGAAUAUCCAGCAAAGCUGGUAGUGGUGUUUUUAUACACCCUGUGCGGGACUCUUGUAGCUGCACCAGUGUGUUUAGUAGCAGAACCAGACUUGAGUGCUUGGAAGAUAAAGCCUGACAUAACAUUGCUCUCCAUUAUUUACUCGGGAUUCUUAUGUACAUGUUUAAUCUGUCUGAUUGAAAUAUGGAGCCUCCAUCUGAAAGGCCCUGUGUAUGUGUCAAUCUUCAAGCCUCUUUCCAUCGCCAUUGCUGCUGCUAUGAGUGUCAUUUUCCUGGGCGAUGCUCUGCAUCUGGGCAGCGUUAUUGGAGCAGCUAUACUGUCGGUUGGAUUUUACGCUGUGAUAUGGGGGAAAGCGAGAGAGGAAGAAGAGUUGAAAGAGCAAUGCGAAUUGGGUAGCCCAGCAAUCCAGCCGAAUAACAGGACUCCUUUGUUGCAGAGCUACGUCAAUGAGGAAGAUAAUAGUAAAUAACGGAAUGACAUGCAAUGGUGUGUGUGCUCAGGUUUCUUGCUUAUGAAAGCAGGAAAUCCUUAAGAAAUCAUCGGAUGCCAAAGAGCUUUUAAUUGAUUUAAGAUUUACAAAUCCUUUUUCAGAUCGAAUUGUUUUAUGAAUAUUAGUACGCUUCCAGCUUCUGAGA
Messenger RNA from Neltuma alba, 1255 nucleotides. Its product is annotated as WAT1-related protein At4g15540-like. The record is from RefSeq and is a predicted model, not a curated record. NCBI's taxonomy places the organism in Eukaryota, Viridiplantae, Streptophyta, Magnoliopsida, Fabales, Fabaceae. Gene Ontology annotation, molecular function: transmembrane transporter activity. The transcript is spliced from 7 exons. Bases 1 to 1089 code for a protein of 362 amino acids. Gene Ontology annotation, cellular component: membrane.